AUGCUAAUGAGGGGCGUGGAUACUACACAGCGAGUGGGCGUGGCCACGAGUGGGCGUGUCCCGGUGGGCGUGGCCGCGCGCGGACACAAAGGAGCCCCCGCGGCGGCGGAAGCGGCGCCGGUGGCGGCGCCGGAGGAGGGCCCGGGGCGGGGCCGCGGGAAGGUGACGGUGCGCUACGAUCGCCGCGAGCUCCGCAAGCGGCUGCACCUGGAGGAGUGGAUCCUGGCACAGCUGACGGCGCUCUACGACUGCCGGGAGGAGGAAAUUCCGGAGCUGGAGAUCGACGUGGACGAGCUGCUGGACAUGGAGAGCGACGGCGCCCGCAGCGCCCGCGUCCAGGAAAUCCUCGUGGACUGUUACAAACCCACCGAGGCGUUCGUGGGGGAUCUCCUGGAGAAGAUUCGGGGGAUGCAAAAACUCAACACCCCCCAAAAAAAAUGACCCCAAAACU
Molecule: messenger RNA, 451 nt
Organism: Pseudopodoces humilis (Tibetan ground-tit)
Lineage: Eukaryota; Metazoa; Chordata; Aves; Passeriformes; Paridae
Source: RefSeq, a predicted model, not a curated record